GGUGCUCGCUAGUUCAUCGCUCGGUACCGUUGCAGACUGCCGUAUCCAGUCUCCCACUUCACUUCUCCGCGUAAAAGUUUCCUCAAUACAGCAAAGGAAUAGUAGAAGUUGAGUACAUUGUACGUCCCUCAAGUUAUCUAUGUCGUGUAUUGUGUAAGUUCUGUUUGAGAAAAGUCAACAUGCGGUGGUGUUUUCCAGUAGUUUUGUUCUUCGCCUUAGUUUGUUCAGUUCGACCAGAUGAGGAACUACCCGAGCCAACUCUGCGCAUCAUGGCGCGGUCGACCGUGUACAACGUCGGCGAGACCAAAGCCAUCUUCUGUAAAGGACAAAAUCUCGUAGAACCUAUUCAAUGGUACUCCCCCUCGGGCAAGUUAGUCGAGGAGCGAUCUACCAAGAAUAGUCGAGUGUUCGUGGAACGGAAGACGGAGGACAACGGAGUCCUAGUGCCGCUCAUCAUCCAUCGCAUCAAGAUCAGCGAUGGAGGGAACUGGACCUGCAAAGCCGGGAACCUGAGUGAAACCAAGGAGUUUAUUGUCGGAGAAAAAGUAAACAUCACCGAUAGAAACGUCACUCUAGAGGGAGAGGAGGGAAAAUCCGUUAAGUUGACUUGCGAAGCCAACGGCUACCCUCUUCCAGUUGUCGUGUGGUACAAGGACAAGCAUCAAAUUAGGGAUAAGGAGGACACCAAGAAGUACGUAAUCAAGGCAGACAACUCCUUAGAAAUCAAGAAGCUGAACCACGCCGACGUUGGCCUUUACGUGUGCAAAGUGAGACAAAAGGCGCUGUCUCACUACACUGAGAAGACUGUUCAUCUGUCUGUUCAACAUAAACCAAUUUUGUACAACAGCGAUACACAGAUGAUUUACACAAACACAAAAUACAAGACUGAAGAGGUUUAUGCCAUUUUGAAUGAUACCAAAAAUGUGACUUGCAGUGCUAUCGCGAACCCACCUCCAACCUACAGGUGGUUCAGGAGGCUCGAUAGCAGUUAUGAUGAAGCCAUCCUGGAACCCGAUACGGUAAUCACAUCCGAAGAUGGAACUAGCUCCGUGCUUAUCCUGAGAAUUCGAGACGAAACCUAUUAUGGUGAAUACAAGUGUUCUGCAACCAACAGCAAGGGUGCUGAGUCUAUCAUCUUCCACGUGAACCCUGGCUCCAAACCUCUACCACCAGAUACCGUCCAACUGACAGCAGCUAACACGACCAAUCUGACCUUCAACGUGACCUGUUCAUCUUGCAAUUUCGCCAGCCCUGAUGAAGUGCCCGAAUCACCCGAUCCGAAGAACCUCACCGUUAUUGGCUACAUUUUCCAGCUUACUCCCAGUAAACAAGGUUACCCAGCUGAUUGGGAUGGAGCACCCGAAUUCCGCGUUGACAUUGAAACUGCCAACAACACCCUGUUCACAUUAGGACCUCUAUCAAACAGUACAACAUUCCACGUUCGCGUGCGUACGCGCAACGCCGCGGGUAACUCUGAAUGGCUGGAGGCAGGCUAUGCAGCGACUACUGAUGACGCCAUCAGGCUCUCUGCCAGUUUACUCCUCAUCACCGUGACCAUAUGCAUGCGUAUGUUUGGUCAUUUUUAAAAAAGCAGCUUUGUUUGAAGUGGGGAUAUUUCUUUAAAGUAUAUGUAUAAAAUGGUCUGUUGUGAUUCGCUGGCUUAAGUUUAGUUUCGGAAGGAUGCCGACAAUUUUGUGACAUUUGUGUGCGUAUAGUUCAAUGUUAAUGUUACGUUUGUCACUUAAGAAAAUUUUACUGUAUGUUGAAUCACAUAAUGAAAUAUUAUCGUAGAAAGUUCAGAGUUAAUUACAGAUUAUUAUGAAGAUAUCUGCUACAUAGUUCCCUUAAUACGAUGCCAAAUAUAACGCCAAAUCGUUGAAUUAUGUUUAGUGUUACAUUAAUAAAACACUCUAUCCCCAUGACAUACCAAAGUUAUUGUAGAUAGAUAAUAUCUAAUUUGAACAAAAUAAUUGUCUAUUAUUAAAGUUUUAAAUAAUUAAGUGUUCAAUUCUCCGAAUAGUUAAAAGGCCUGAAGUUGUACUUUUUAAUGAAAGUAACUUGUAUCUAUUUAAUAUCGACUUUAAUGAACAUGAAAGGAACGUAGUAACGAAAAUUUUUGCUUGAUUUCAUUUGCAAGUAAAAGAUGCGCAUAACUGUACAUGUAUGUAUGUUAUAUUGCUGUGAUUUGCUUAAGUACGUGUUAAAUAAGGUAUUUACAGAACUAAAUUACAUUCGACAAGUCCAAGACGAAAUAAUGCUGCCACUUUCUUUAAAAAAAAACGUUAGACGUUUUGUAUGAAAACAUUAUUUGUACCUAUAACUUUGAUGACAGACCCAGUAUUUGACACUUGACAAUUUUUUUUGUAAUAAGAAUUUUUACUCUAAAAUUUUGACCAAUUGCAAAAGUGCACACACUUCUUCGGCAUUCCGCCGUACCUACACCUUUUUUCGUUCACUUGUAAAUACUUAUAAAAUUAUUUAGCUCUGCGUAAAAUAACGUAGUAUAUAAGUUAUCGCAUAUAUGUAUGUAUGUAUGUACGUAAAAGGGUUUAAAGGCGUAUCUACUUUUGGAGUUACUAGAAAAUCUGAAACAUCUAAACCUACUUUGUAUUGCUAAGUGACACUUACGGAAGUGUUUGUCCACUGUUUUUAGGGAAUAAGUAGGUUUAAUACCCUCAACUUAUAAGGCUCUAAUGCUAACUUUCAUUUAAAUGGAGGGUGAAAGUGAAAUAGAAAAAGUUUUGAAUAAGUAACAUUUUAUAAGUAAGAACUACAAUUGGAAAGAUUGCUAAACUUUCAUUCUACCGAUAAUGUAAUGAAAAGUUGCUACAAAAUUUAACUCCAAAAGUAGCUACACGCAUAGGUAUGUUAGCUGGAACUGAUAAAGCACUAUGUAUGAGUAGAUAAAUACUAUUAAGUAUAUUUUAAGUUAUUGUCGUUGUUUAGAAUAAGUUUAAUUUAAAAUAUUGAUGAAAACGAAUCCUUAACACUACAAACUAUGACAAUAUAUAUGCAGGUAUGAACGUAUUUUAUCAAAAAAAAAAAUAUUAACAUUCAUUUCCAAUUUUUACAUUCCAACUAACUAACGCCUAACAAGUUUUGGUCAAUUUUAAUUGCUUAAGUCCCAGUUUUACCAUGUUCUUGCAGGAAGACUGAUUAUUCUAUUGUAUAUUUGUUUUCCUAUGUAUCGCUUCUUUAGAUAAAUAGUUAGGUUUACCCUUUAUAUGAGCUGGAAAGGAACGAUUUCAUUCGUCAAUCUUUGAGAUUGAUUGUACAAAAUUGUGUACAGGAAUUGACAAACAAUGCGUUCUUCGGCUCUUAAAACGUUAAGAAAUUGUGUACCAUUAAAUAUUACUUGCAAAGUUAGCUUAAGAAGCUUGGUAUCACUAAAAUUAAGGGCUAUUUUAAGCCUCGAACAUAAUGUGCUGCAUACUCACUAUCGUGGACAUUAAACAGUCUUAGCAUUUACAUAAAAUUUAUAUGUAGUUGAACAAAAUGAUUGUUUUAUAAAAUGUUUAUUGCCGUUUGUAUUUGUAUAAUGUACACGUCUCUGGUUAUUUCUACUGUGUACAUACGUCAUAUUGUCGGCCAAUGGGUUUCAUAUACACUAAUUGUUACGUUAAUUACACUGGUGUUUCUGCCUCUAAUAAAAUGGUUUAUAAACAUUU
Messenger RNA from Spodoptera frugiperda (fall armyworm), 3668 nucleotides. RefSeq names its product neural cell adhesion molecule 2. The transcript has 11 exons. Lineage: Eukaryota; Metazoa; Arthropoda; Insecta; Lepidoptera; Noctuidae. Bases 180 to 1586 code for a protein of 468 amino acids. The record is from RefSeq and is a predicted model, not a curated record. Gene Ontology annotation, molecular function: protein binding.